Colias croceus (clouded yellow) is the source of this 1826-nucleotide messenger RNA. It is a transcript of the gene Cdc7, whose product is annotated as cell division cycle 7-related protein kinase-like. Gene Ontology annotation, biological process: mitotic DNA damage checkpoint signaling; protein phosphorylation. Lineage: Eukaryota; Metazoa; Arthropoda; Insecta; Lepidoptera; Pieridae. Gene Ontology annotation, cellular component: nucleus. Gene Ontology annotation, molecular function: protein serine/threonine kinase activity; ATP binding. The transcript has 11 exons. The coding region runs from base 194 to 1768 and encodes 524 amino acids. The record is from RefSeq and is a predicted model, not a curated record.
GUGUCAUUCUGUUAAGUAGUGUCAAGUGUGGUGACUGGUGUCAAGUAUUUUGUUUUUACUUUCAUUUCUUGUAUUUUAAAUGUUGCUAUGAAUUAGGUUAAUUUCUUUUCUUUCUUUUUCUUUUUAAUUUUCCUUGUUUACUUUUUUCGUUGAAAACUAGGAAUAUGAAAAUUUGAUUCUAUAAACAAAAGUUAUGUCUAGAAUAAGAGGUAUCGAGGCUAAAAUACUAAAACUUCAAAAAGAAGUUCAAAAACAACAAUUAAAACAAAAUGGGAUCAACGAAGAAGAUAAAAAGAACAGAGAAGAUGCUUUGUGUACCAAGGAUGAUCCUGAGAAGGAACAAAUAAAGGAGCUCGUGCUCAAGCUUCCUAAACUGGACAAGAUAUUUCAAGUACAUCGAAAGAUAGGAGAGGGCACAUUUAGUUCUGUUUAUUUAGGUUCUUUGCGCCAGCACUCUGACCUGCCUGAUGCACAGAAGCGCUGGUUUGCCAUCAAACAUCUGGUGCCAACGGCUCAUCCCGCGAGGAUUGAGCACGAAUUGAGAUGCCUGCAGGAUAUGGGUGGAAGGCACAAUGUUAUUGGUGUAGAGCUCUGUUUGAGACAUUUGGAUACUAUAGUGUUUGUUAUGCCGUACAUACCUCAUAGAAAAUUUUCAGAGUAUGUGGGAGAUAUGAAUGCAGAGGAAUUGGCGAGGUACAUGCAUGCCCUGCUGGUGGCCCUGCGACACGUGCACUCUUUUGGGGUUAUCCACAGAGAUGUCAAACCUAGCAACUUUCUGUAUGAUCGAGAAAAUAGAAGGUACUUGUUGGUGGAUUUCGGUCUGGCGCAACGCGUGUGCGCCGCGCCCGAGCCGCCGCCCGCGCAUUCACAGAGCACAGCUAAACGGUUGCGGGAAGAGGAAGCGGACUCAUCCCCGGGCGCCAAGCGCGUGGCGCUGGACCUGUCGCUGGGCACGCGCGCGCACAGCGUGCCCGUCUCGCGCAGGAUCGACGCCAUCAAGCAGCACGCGCUCAAGCAGAGCCUGCCUAGGUUGCAGAGCGCCAGUGUAGCGGCUGCGGUCCCGGCGUGCGCAUGCGCGGGGCUGGCGGGCGCAUGCGCGGCGGGCGGGGCGACGGGGUGCGCGCGGCGGGGGGCGGCGCGGGCGGCGCGCGCGGGCACGCAGGGCUUCCGCCCGCCCGAGGUGCUGCUCAAGAGCCCGCGCCAGGGCACCGCGCUCGACACCUGGGCCGCCGGCGUCGUGCUCGCCUCCGUGCUCACCGCCAGAUACCCGUUUUUCCGCGCGUCAGACGACGUGUCAGCGCUGGCGGAGCUGGCCGACCUGCUCGGCACGGAGCCCAUACAGCGCGUUGCAGCUUCGCUUGCCUGCUCAGCUGUAUUUUCAUACGGUCGGCGUGUAGUAGUGUCGGGUAAACGCAGCGGCAUUUGUUUGCGCAAACUUGCGCGGCGAUUACGAGGAGCUCCUCCCAUACCACCAACACCUGCUGCACCACCGGCACAUGCGGCACUAUCGGCACCUGCUUCACAUGCAGCACUAGCCCCACCGGCUGCACUAUCCGCGUCGAACUGUCUACGCUGUCGGCUUCCGCAGUUGCAGUGCCUGUGCGCUACUAACACUCAACCCAGCCCGAAUCCCGACGACAUAGUAGUGGCGGAUUUCCCGGAGAGCGCGUUCUCGCUGGCGAUGCGCCUGCUCGACCCCGACCCGCGCUCGCGUCUCUCCGCGCACGACGCGCUGCAGCACCCCUUCCUGACCCACCUGCCGCACUGACACACUGCCCUACACCACACCACACUACACCAACACACUACACUACACCACACUACAC